AUGGAUGUGGAAUGUUUGGAUGGUGGUCGAAAAGGGUGUAUCGCUCGGAUUAACACGGACUAUUGUGCUGGGGGAGGGUAUGACCACCCGUUGGAGGAGAUUGAGCCGUUGAGGGGAGUGGGCGAUAUUUGCGGCGGCGGCGGGGGCGCUGGAAAGACAAAGCCGGAUGGACAGCCGCCGGUUCCAGUACUUAAGGUGAAGCGGUUAGUGAACCCUUACCCGGUGAGGCAUCAUGAGGCGGAAGUGCGAUGUCUGUUAGAUAUGCCUCGUGGUAUUUUGUGUAACCCGGCGUGUGCUCGUGCGUGUGUUGGAACAUGUGUGAAAUCGUGUGCAUCAGAUCUGUGUGAUGCCGCCGUCCGGCAGACGGCUAAUUGCAUGGCCAAUGUCUGUCAUGCAUUACAACCAUCUCUCGAACCGCCACCCGAACCCGUGCCCGUUCAUCCGUUACUGAAUUUACUACGUGGAAACAAACCCCCUAUCAUCGAAAACCCUCGGAAAAAACACGUCUCUCUCAGCCCUGCUGGGGGCCUAGCAGGACUCCUAGACGAACUCACGGAAGCCGGAACCAGUCUCGCUGGUCGCUUCAUCGACUACUGCGGUACCUGGGCACCGGCCAAAAAUAUUCCCAAACACAGUCGACGGCCCAUCCAAUAUGUACGACCACCAAUUCCUAACCCCCUCGCUCAAAUGCCACCACCGACUUAUCUUACCGGGAACAGACUCGUGGACAAGAUCAACCGCUUCCUUGAUCAAGUACUCGUCGACCCGGAAACCCUCGGUGGUAGCCGCUCGUCAACCCCCGGGCAGAACCAAGACCCGGUGACAGUCCGGCGGGAUGAGACGGUGGAGUAUGUCAAGGAUGGCCCGCAGGGAUCGAACGCUCCCACCGGCACAACUGGGAUCGGUCCUAUCGACUCGAUCAACCGGCUGCUGGACGACUACUUGGUCCCUCCACCGUCUCCGCCGGGCGUCUCUCAAGUGGAGUCAACACAGUCCGGAGCGACUUCUUCCGGAGCCACUCCUUCCGGAGCCACUCCUUCCGGAGCCACUCCUUCCGAAGCCACUCCUUCCGGAGCGUCUACUCAGGUGGCAGGUCACUUGCGUGUGGAUAACAGUUAUGGUCAGAAGUUGAAGUGCAUGUUACAUUGUAGGGCACGAGAGCGUUGUCAAUAUGGCGUAAGGAAUUGCGCGGGUCAGGCGUGGCGUGAGGUGUUUUACAGCCCGAAGACGGGGGAGUUACAAACCAAUUGCAACAAUCCGGAACACCAGUUGUAUUGGGGUGGUCAGAAGACGGUUUGGGAAUCGUUAUUUAAUGGGACGACUGAUGCGGACAUUGACUAUCGUGAACAAUUUCUAGAACGUUUCUGGCCUGAGUUUUAUAACCGUCAGAUGUUUUAUUGCCCUCAUUGCAAUCGCAAUCGCUUCACUGGAAAGCAACGAGUUCAUUGGCAAGAAAAACUCCGCGAGAUGGUCCAAUGCGAUGCACAUCAAAUGGUCUGGGACGGACCUCAAGACCUUGUUGACUUCGACCUCGAACAAUUCCUACCAAUCGCCACACGUGUUAACGGACAAGACGAAUAUGAUCCCCAAGGCUGCCACCACGGGUGCAUCCCCCUUAUGGACGCCGACAACUGCUACGACCAAGACGGCCCGGAUUACAACCUCCCGGAUUACAGCCGCCCGGACUUCAACCUCCCGGAUUACAACCUCCCGGAUUACAACCUCCCGGAUUACAACCUCCCGGACUACAGCCGCCCGGAUUACAACCGCCCGUAA
Molecule: messenger RNA, 1776 nt
Organism: Gregarina niphandrodes
Lineage: Eukaryota; Apicomplexa; Conoidasida; Eugregarinorida; Gregarinidae
Exons: 1
Coding region: 1-1776 (591 amino acids)
Source: RefSeq, a predicted model, not a curated record